AUGCCCUCGCCGCAGAACUUUCGCCGGCUGGUCUUAACAGCUGCCGUGACCUCAAUCACAAUUGCAGGCUCUUUGUAUGGGGCUGGGUUGAAGACAAAUGAAGAAAUCGCCGAGAACACUCGGAAGCGCCAAGAGGCAACGUUCGACGAGCAAAUGGCUGCUUUACAAGGAAUGCGGUCGAACCUAACGGCCCGGAGAGGAAUGAUUGAGACGCAGAUUCGGGACCUGGAGGCAAAGAUGGAGGAGAAGAAACAACGAAGUACGGAAGGAGGGCGAUGA
Penicillium cinerascens is the source of this 279-nucleotide messenger RNA. RefSeq lists its product as uncharacterized. Lineage: Eukaryota; Fungi; Ascomycota; Eurotiomycetes; Eurotiales; Aspergillaceae. Bases 1 to 279 code for a protein of 92 amino acids. The record is from RefSeq and is a predicted model, not a curated record. The transcript has 2 exons.